This is a messenger RNA of Cucurbita pepo subsp. pepo (vegetable marrow), 1193 nucleotides long. Its product is annotated as cysteine synthase-like. Lineage: Eukaryota; Viridiplantae; Streptophyta; Magnoliopsida; Cucurbitales; Cucurbitaceae. The record is from RefSeq and is a predicted model, not a curated record. Gene Ontology annotation, molecular function: cysteine synthase activity.
GAAGAGCUCAUGUCUUGUCGGGUUUUGUUGCUUUCUCUGAAUUAGAGUUGUUGUGAAGGAUUUGAAGAACAAACUUAAGCAUGGAAGAGAAGGGUGGAAUCAAGAAAGAUAUCACUCAAUUAAUCGGUAAUACUCCAAUGGUAUAUCUAAAUAAAGUGGUUGAUGGUUGUUUUGCUCGUAUCGCUGCUAAGUUGGAGACGAUGGAGCCUUGUGCUAGCAUUAAAGACAGGAUCGCACACAGUAUGAUUCAAGACGCAGAAGACAAAGGUCUGAUUACACCAGGGAAGACCGUCCUCGUCGAGGUGACAAGCGGCAACCUCGGCAUUGCGUUAGCGAGCAUCGCAGCUGUAAAAGGCUAUAGACUUAUUAUAGUCAUGCCAGCUUCAUAUAGUCUCGAAAGAAGAAUUCUACUUCUAGCCUUCGGAGUUGAGCUGCAUAUCACCGACCCCGCAGUUGGAGUCGAAGGCGCUCUAAAAAAGGUUGAGGAGAUAAUGAAAGUCACUCCCAAUAGCUAUUUUAUGAGGCAAUUUGAGAAUCUAGCCAAUCCAAAGAUUCAUUAUGAAACCACUGGGCCCGAGAUAUGGAAAGAUUCCGGAGGAAAAGUGGAUGCCAUAGUCAUGGGGAUUGGAACUGGGGGAACCAUAACUGGUGCCGGGAAGUUUCUUAAGGAACAGAAUCCGGACAUUAAGAUUUAUGGAGUGGAACCAGCUGAGAGUGCUGUGCUAAGUGGAGGACAACCAGGCAAGCAUUUAAUUCAAGGAAUGGGGGCUGGCUUCAUCCCGGCCGUUCUUGAUCUCAAACUCGUUGAUGAAGUCAUUCAGGUAAAAAGUGAGGAAGCCAUUGAAACUGCAAAGCUUGUUACACUAAAAGAAGGCCUCCUAGUGGGGAUUUCAUCAGGUGCAAUAGCUGCUGCUGCAAUAAAGGUUGCAAAGAGACCAGAAAAUAAAGGAAAACUCAUUGUUGUCAUCUUCCCGAGCUUGGGCGAGCGAUAUCUCUCGACGAUGCUUUUUGAUUCCGUUAGGCGCCAAGCGGAAAACAUGUCGUAUGCAUGAGUUGACGUUGUUUUAUGUAAUCAAAUGUUGGGUUUGGAUGGACGGUUUGAAUCAACUUUCGUUGAUCAAAACUCAUGGUUUGAAUAAUUAUACAAAACUUGGUUUGGUUUGAAAUAAAAUGAAGCAAGACCCUUAACACGA